Messenger RNA from Dreissena polymorpha, 13194 nucleotides. Its product is annotated as protein sidekick-like. Gene Ontology annotation, biological process: cell-cell adhesion. Lineage: Eukaryota; Metazoa; Mollusca; Bivalvia; Myida; Dreissenidae. Gene Ontology annotation, molecular function: protein binding. The record is from RefSeq and is a predicted model, not a curated record. The transcript is spliced from 39 exons. Bases 472 to 7194 code for a protein of 2240 amino acids.
UGGGUUUAACAGUGUAAAUUAGAAAACAAUGAAAGGUGUAUCAUAAUAUUCUUUAAUAUGUGUUUUAUAAUUGCGAAUUUGCAAAACUCUUAUUUGAAAGUGGAAUUAAAACAUUCAGUGGUUUAAAAGAAGUAUACUGAUAAUAAUCAGCCGAAUAUUGUGAGUUUAAAACGGGUAAUUAGACAACAUGGCGACUUCGUCUUCGGUGACAAUCGAAUUAUUCUGUUGACAAUAUUUACCUGUAUUGUUUUAUUUCGACUAUUUCUGCGAACAGAAGAAACACGUUUUAAAGAUUGUGUUAACGCCUUUUGUUGACUAUCCAGUUAUUUUAUAAUUUGGUUGGUAUUUGGAUAAACCUUUUACAUAAAAGAUGUAAAAUUGUUUGCAGUGAUUGCAAUGAUAGUUCGGAAAAAACAUUUCGGACAAGGUGUGAAUAUAUUUGGAAACAGUUGCAAUCUUCAAUCUUAAAGUAUGAGGCGAAGUCGAUCAGCGGUUGUUAUCUAUUUAUUGGUUACCUUUUGCAAGGAAUUUAUUUGUCAAGCAGAGAAUGUGUUCCCACCCACAAGCUUCAGUGAGGUCCCGAAUGGGGACAUGUACCAGGCAGAAGGAUCGAACAAAGUGCUCACAUGUAAAACAAGCAGUUUGCCUACGCCCGAGUAUGGUUGGCUGAAGAACGACCAGUACAUCACAAACUUUAGUACAACAGGCUACCAGUUUCGGUUCACCAAUACCAAGCGCAAUGACACGGGUUACUACCGUUGCGAGGCCAGGAACACUUUGGGUGCUUUGCUCAGUGCUCCUGCGGUUGUCACUGUCGCUUAUAUGGAUGACUUUGAAAAUUCCUCUCAUAUCUUCAAUAUGAGCAUAUCAUCGGGACAAGCUAUUGUUCUUCCAAUGCCGCCAGUUAAAAGUGUUCCUUUUCCAAAAUCCAUCUCAUGGACAAGGAAUCAAAUCCCGCUCAGUGUAUACGACACACGGUACCAGAUCUCUAUAGAUGGUGCACUAGUAUUGCUGGAUCAAACCACAACGGACAGCAACAAAAUUUACCAUGUUACGGCCACGAAUACCCACUCUGAUGGUCUUGAAAUGUUAGGACCCCAAUACCGGGUUACUGUUACAGAGUCUGGGUUAACAGCUGUCCCUGCAAGCAUCGUAGUGGGACCGAAGAAUGUAACAGUGGUGCAGGAUGUUGGAGACAGCAUAAAGCUCGAGUGCAUAUGUAAUGCCAGGCCAUUAUCAAGCCUGAUAGUCCGCUGGUUCAGAAUGGUCAACGGAGUGAAGACAGAAGUCAUUGACAGCAUUGACUUUUUGUUGCCUGUUUCGGAGAAAAAUAGAACGUUGACCAUAAAAAACUACAAACCCAGCCACAGCGGACUUUAUAUUUGCGAGGCCAUGCUGCUUGGGGAUGCUACACCUGUCACUGCGAAUGCUACUCUUGAAGUGCAUGUGAGCCCAUCGUUCGUCAACUCUCCGCUCCUGCAGGAGAUCCUCAAAGACUACGGAGAGAGUAUCACUCUGAGCUGCUCAGGACAGGGUAUCCCUACCCCCACCCGGCACUGGUACUUCAACGCCAAGAAGUUAGACUCUGCCAGCUCAAAUGACAGUGCAUACACAAUCCACAGCAAUGGCUCACUAACCAUUAACAAGAUCUUGCUGGACAACGACGGUGUCUACCAGUGUUUCCUUAGGAAUGCAGCCGGUGAGACUUACCGGGUCGUCCGUCUCAAGGUCAACAGCUCACCACCGGAGCUGCUAGAACCACCUAGCAAUGUUACGGUUAUCGAGGGGAACGAGGUGUUACUGAAAUGUCGCACCAGGGGUGCACCAAAGCCUGUCGUAACUUGGACAAAGAAAACCAACCAAGAUGAGCGUCCAGCGGAUGGCCGCAUACUGGACAAUGGUGACCUUCUGAUAGGGUCUGCGCAUCCCAGCCACACAGGCCUCUACUCCUGCAAUGCUUCCAACAGUCAUGGCUUCAUCACAGCCUCUGCCCAGCUCACCGUAUAUGUAAAAACCCAGAUAAUGCUACCACCCCAGGGUGGCAAGUUCAUUCGAGCUUCCACAGUGGAAUUAUUGUGUGGAGUGUCCCACGAUCCUGGUAUUGCAGUCACCUGGCAGUGGGUGUUCAAGGACAAGGUGAACUCAAACAGUGUGGUCAUUGGGUCAGGAGGUCACAUGACCAUAGGUCAGGACGGAAAGCUGACCAUCAACGGCAUACGUCUGGACAACGUGGGCAAUUACACUUGCAAUGUCGUGUCAGCUGGUGGCAAUGAUUCGAAAACGGUGGUGUUGGAAGUUAUAGAAUUACCUAGCCCACCAAUCAUCAACAGUGUCGUUCUUGACUCGGAAGAUGUGAGGGCAGUCAUUGUGCAGUUUAAACCGGAUUAUGAUGGCAACACACCCAUACGGAAUUUUACCAUACAGUACAAAGAAGUUAAAAUAGACGAGACGACGGAGUACUGGCAGACCUCCAGUCCUCAGAUAUUGGCCAGUGCCAGGGUGACCACAGUUAGGGGGCUGCGUCCUGCGCGCAGAUACCAGUUCAGAAUGUUUGCCAUCAACGACGUGGGCGAGGGUGUACCAAGCUCCGCAGAACCGCGCAUACCCAUAGAGAUGCCGCAACAGCCCCCAAGCGCUCCACCCAAAGGAUUCCUGGGACGGACUACAGGGAACCAGUCUAUCACGCUGUUCUGGCAGGCACCUGACGAGGAGUCCCUCAAUGGCAUACUGCUGGGCUACAUCAUACGCUUCAAGCCGUUCGGAUAUACCUGGGAGUUGUCUUCUCAACUGAGGAACGUGUCGCUGUCUCAGAUUAACCCCGGAAAUCCAAGCUUUGAGUUGACUGGAUUGGAGUACUUCUCGAAAUACGACAUUCAGAUCGCUGCGUAUAACGUCAAAGGGACGGGCGUUUAUUCUGGCUCAAUAACGUAUGAAACUUGGGAAGGCCACCCAACCUCAGCGCCACGGCAACUGCAAGCCACGACCCAGAACUCCACUGCUGUCAGACUCACUUGGCUGCCUCCUGAUCGCCAGAACAUCAAUGGCCGUAACCUAGGUUACAAGAUCCUCUACAACAAGAUGGGGGAUGCGAGUAGCAUUCUAUCAUUGACAGUGCCACAUGAUGCUUUGAAUCCUAUUGGAAAUCAGUCGACUACACUGGCUGGGUUGUUCAAGUACACUGAGUACACGAUACGAGCGCUGUGUUUCACAGGGGGCGGAGACGGUGUGAUUAGUGGAUCUGUCACAGUUAGGACAGACGAGGAUGUUCCCUCCAAGGUUGGCUCCCUUACGGUGACUAACAUCACAGAUACUUCCAUGACAGUUAAUUGGACACCACCUCAAGAAGUCAAUGGAGUGCUUGUCGGUUACACUUUGAUGUACGAGGAAAAGGGAGUCAGCAGUACAAGAAUCAGUGUGAACAGGAGCGCCAUUGAGAAUCAGUACAAGAUUACCAGCCUGCGCCCAACAACAAAGUACACAAUAUAUCUGUAUGCGUCAACGCAGAAAGGGGCUGGCCCCUCCACGACUGCAGACGUUGAGUCAGGGGUGGAACCAGUGUUACCCACAGCACCAUACAACCUCGGGGUGUCUAAUAUUAGAGAAAGGUCAGUGUUGCUACAAUUCUGGCCUGGAUUCGAUGGGAAAACUUCCAUCUCCCUGUGGAUUGUGGAGGCUGCGCAAGGGCAAGAUGCCACUGAUUUCCAAGAAAUUUUCUCAAUACACGAUCCAGACGCGAGAUCCCUGCAGGUGACCAAUCUUAAACCCUACACAUACUAUCAACUGCGCAUCAUUGCUGUGAACAUUGUUGGGCGCAGUCAGCCAAGCAAUGCGUCCCGACAGUUUCAGACCAUGCAGGCGGCCCCUAACAUACCCCCAGGAAAUCUCACAGUGAGGACCCUGAACGCCACCGCUCUUAGAAUAAGCUGGACGCCACUGAGUCAAAGUGACUGGAACGGGGAACCAAAAGGCUACAAGAUCUCCUACAGACGUAAGAUGGUCCCGACGUGGACCAACGUCACUCUUGCCAACGGUGUUAACAUGAACAGCUUCAUAUUGGCCUAUCUCCAGGAAUGGAUGGAGUACGAGGUGAAGAUACUGGCUUACAAUGACGUCGGAGACAGCUCUUUCAGUGCCGUGGUGUUGGAGCGGACUCGUGAAUCUGUUCCCUCGGUGGGGCCAGUAAAUGUCAGCGCCACCGCCCUGACAGCGACCAGCAUAGAGGUCACCUGGGGUCAAGUACCAGAACUGGAGCAGAAUGGACUCAUCCAGGGAUAUAUGGUCGAAUACAGGUCUAUAGAGGCCAAUAUUUUGCCCAUGCAGAAGGAAGUGCUCGGUAACACAACUAACAGCACCAUCAUUUCCAGCCUGCGCAAGUUUGUAAAGUAUCAGGUCCGUGUGCUUGCCUUCACACGUAUGGGACCUGGGGUGCUGAGUGAACCAGAAGUGGCUGUGCAGACCUUAGAAGAUGUGCCUGGCCCACCAAGAAUUAUCUGGUUCCCGUUUGUGUCCUUCAAUAAUGCGACCAUAGAAUGGGAGGAACCAGAAGAACCUAAUGGCAUCAUUCUUGCAUACCUGGUCUCGUGGCGAGUGUCCGGAAGUUCAGACCCGCUGAAGAACGUGACAGUGGGUGCUUCAGAGCGCAAGUUGACGGCAGAGAACCUUCAGACACAGGCUUACUAUGAGUUCUAUGUGACCGGUCAGACCGUCAAGGGUUGGGGAGAGAGGGCCAUGGUGGAGGUGUUUACAAUGAGCAACCGCAGCCCUCCUCAGAGCCCCAGCAAGCCGGAUAUCCAGGCCUCGUCCGUUCUUGCCCGCUCAGUCACGAUCAGCUGGACUCCCGGGCACGCCAAUGGCUACGGACCUAUCCGCAAUUUCACGGUACUGUAUCGGAGCAUGCCGAGUGGAAUCUGGACCAGCGUCCCUGGAACAAUCCUGCAUACGAAGACCACCUACAAUGUGAAGGGGCUGAAUCCAAAUACAAAUUACGUGUUCCAAGUUGCAGCCACAAAUGACGUGGGACGCAGUCCAUUCAGUCAGCAGUCAGACGAAGUCAAGACAUUAGAAGAUGCUCCGGAAGGUGCACCCCGUUAUGUGAAGGUUGAUCGUUUGAACACCACGUCUGUCAGAGUCUCAUGGGAGCAACCGUUACCAAGCACCUGGAACGGCCAGCUGCUGGGCUACUACCUGCUGUAUCGCCAGGUGGAGAACACCAACUACCAGGAGGUGCACAUCCCCCUGGCACAGACCAGUAGGGAACUCGUGGGCCUCGAGAAGUUUGUCAACUAUGAGUUCCAGGUCCAAGUCUACAAUGGGAUCAGCCGCGGUCCGUCUAGCACCCCUGUGGUUGUGUAUGUGGGAGAGGCCGCUCCGUCUGCACCACCAGUGAAUGUCAUUGCUAUGGCAACCAACUCGACGGAUAUGAGCAUCACCUGGCAACCCCCGCCCAAGGAGACACAGAAUGGGGAUCUGUCAGGGUAUCAGAUUGCCUAUUGGUUCAAGGACUCGCCCCCAGAGUCUGCCAAGGUCAAGGUUGUUCAGGCAACCAAGCUCAGCCACUCUCUGGAGGGACUCGCCAUCUAUACAGACUACGCCAUCACAGUACGUGCACUGAACCUCGCUGGCGAGGGACCUCCCAGCACACCUGUGUAUGCCAAGACCAAGGAGGGAUUACCAGAUCGUCCGGCCCGUCUGGAGUUCUGGAAUGUGACCUUUACAUCUCUGGAUGUACAGUGGUCACCCCCUGCCACACCCAAUGGGAAGAUUCUCAACUAUGAGAUUGCAUACAUAGAAGAAAACCCAUUCAGUGGUAGCAAGCAGGUGAAGUUCAACGUAUCAGGCGACGUGACGUCUCUGUCCAUUACUGAUCUACUCGACAAAGUCCAGUACACGUUCAGCAUCGUAGCUCGCACAAUUGUCGGCCCAGGGCAAAGCUUCGUGAAAAGCAUAAAAAUUGGACCACAAGAAGGGAGCCCAGACAGGCCUAUGUCCUUGACCCACAAUAUUGUGGGCUCUGAGCUGACCCUGGAAUGGGUAGACGGGCUACCCGGUUACUCCCCCAUCUACGGGCACCUCAUACAGGUCAACUCCACAGGAUGUUGCCAUGAUGGUUUGUUUAGAGAAUCCCGGGAGUGGCAGACAGUGUCCCAGGUGGGUUCUGAGCCUAAGGCCAAGUUGAACCUGCUGCAGUUCACGCCAGACCGAGAAUACCAGGUCAGAGUAGUGGCCCUUAAUUCCAAGGGCAUGAGUCCCCCGAGUGAGGCAGCCGUGUCCUUCAGGACCCCUGCACCACAAAAACCAGUGGUGGCAUCUGCCAAGGCAUUCCACGACCAGUGGUGGUUCCUGGUGAUUGUUGCCAUGGCAGGCCUCAUCAUCAUCCUGGUCAUCAUAGCACUGCUCUGUCUCAUAUCACGCAGGAACAAGGCCCGCAAGUCAUCUAUGCAGAAGACAUUCACGGGGGCAACCUCUACCUCAAACCUCGCCCCCGCUGCAUCAGAGCCAGAGGAGGGCGGUUUCAACAACUUUGAAAUGAACCGACAAUCAACAGCCUCCCGCAGGCAAAAGUAUGCGGGCAUUCGACCGAAUGGGGCUGUCAAUACCAUAUAUUCCAGGGCUCCACCGCGCCCAAGCCCUGCCAGUGUGAGUUACGACAGUGACAAUGACACAGCAUCAGCAGUGAAACCACCACUACCUGAUGAUGAUGACGAUGAUGAUAGCAGCUGCAGUGAGAAACCCUCAAAUCUCGGGGAUUCUGCAACUGAGGCAAGCGAUGAGGCAAGUGAUGAUGACAGUGACAGUCUCGACAAUCUUCCACUACCACCACCACCAGCCAGCCCACCACCACCACCCUUUUCUUCCUUGAGCAACAUUAACUACACGGGUCAUCUGGGACACCAUUCGAGUAACCUGGGAAACCAUUCGGGCAACCCACGCGGGCAGCCGGGCCUUACGGGUCACAGGCCGAACCUGUCUCUCACCCCGUACGGUGCGACGGGUGGUGCAGUUGGUGGUGUUAACAAUCACAAUCAAAACAGGUGGCCAAAUCAGAACGAGAAUUCGUCGUUCAAUGCAUAUCAGUACACUGACAGUGAAGCGGAAAGUAGUCAUUAUGCAUAUAGUCUCAAUGGGGGACAGAUCAUGUUGAACAAUACAGCAGGGUCCCGGGCACCACUUCCGGGUUUUUCAUCAUUUGUAUGAUGAAAAAAACAAUCUUGAGGUUGAUUUUGUUUCGAAAUUUGUGCCGUUCAUUGACAUUAUUUACUAUAUGGACUGGCAUUUAUUUGUGAGCUAUUAUGCAGGAGCCUAGCUUCAACUUUAUAUUACAGUGUGAACAAUAUGUUAUGUUAAUUUGCGUGUGAGAAAAGCCAAAACACUGACAAAUUUAAUAAUGCAUGUUAGAAUUGAAUAGAAAUGGUGUGUUCGAUUGGGACCAGAAUUAUUAAGCUAUUUUGCUACGUACAAAUAUGUUGUCAGGAAAAUUUUAGCCUUUUCCACUCAGAAGCAAAGUGAAAAUGGCUAUGCAGGGUUCCCAGCCAACCUGGAAAUCAGGGAAAACCUGGAAAAAGACUCACUUUUUUCAGUCAGGGAAAAGUCAGGAAAUAAGGGAAAAGUUCCUGAAUUCAGUUAAAAAUCAGGGAAUUUUGUUUGGUAAAUUAAAACAGCAAAUUAAUUCCUCUUCGUGGCUAUGGUGGCUUUGUAGUAUACAUGUAGCUUAGUUAUGUCUGCAAUUGCUAUUUAUUGAGGGUGUUUAAAACAAGAAAUAGGUCGAAAUAAUGAUCCUGGAAUUUUUAUUUUCCAUCAGGAAAAAAUCAGGGAAUAAUCAUGGAAUUUUGUUCAUACAAAAAGCUGGGAACCUUGCUAUGUGCAAACAGCAUAAAACCAGAACAGCCUGCAAGUAACUCGCAGUCUGUUCAGGUUUUAUGUUGUUUGCUGCUCAUCAGUAUCAAAGGGUUGGAAAUAAGGCCUUUAUAACUUGAAUCUAGAAAGAAGGGUCUUUAAUUAAAUUUAACCUUCUUAGGGACUUCAAAUGCGUCAACAUACGUAUUUAAAGGGUUAAAUAAAAUAACACAACAUCUCAUCAGCUGAGGAGCCAUUAGUGGCACACUAGAAAAUUAAGGUCAAGUUACGAUGCCAUUGAAGAAAUUUGUGUUCAGUUUUGACAUAAGUGCCUCGUGUAGUGUUGAAAUUUAAAAAGUGACUGCUAUGAUAAUGAAACAUGAAGCCGUGUCUGGUAGCCUAUGCAAAACAGUUUGUAUACAAGCUGAAUCUAGUGCAUAAUGUGAUAUACUGCACAGAAUUCAACACAUACUUCCAGGGUCCCCAUUCUCCAACCCAUUGCUAGACUUUAGACUGAGAAUAAAGAACAUUCUUUAAAUUGAAAUAUUCGAGAAUUUCUUUACUUUGGAGUCGAACUUGGAAUUAACCACCUCUAUCUAAAUCAUUAUUCAUGAAGAACAUUUUGAUAAUUACAUAAUCACCAUUGGUAGCCUGUCUAUAUUCACUCGUUGUACGUAUUUUUCUUGAUUCUAAUUCUAUUCCCUAUUCUUAAGGCUAAGAAUGGGUGGUUGAAUACGGACCAAUAUAUAUUAUUCAGGUAACAUAGAGGACUUGCAUCUCAUGUGCAGAAAUAUAAACAUGAGAUUUACAAACAGGGGAUGAAUUUCUUUCAAUAUGUUAAGUACCUGUAGUUUAAGUAGGUAUUUAUAAAACAAUACAAGUAUUUCUUAGAAUUAAGUACAAAUACGGAGAAAUUGGAUGUUCUGAAGUUGGGUUUUAAAACAUGUUUUAUUAAUGUUUACUUACUACUAAUAAUUUUAGUAAACCAAUGUAGACAAUUAAAUAAAUCAAUAAACAAAUUUAUUAUCAAUUUUAAAGAUUUUUUUCUUUAUAAUUUUCUUUUUUAAAUAUUCCCUAUCUCCUUUAUUAACACACCAUCACUGUGUUUUAUCUUUAUUUUAUCUUGUAAUCCAACAGAUUGAUUAUGUAUUCACAGGUUUUUUUUCACUUCUAAGUGUGCACUAAUUGAGUUGUAUACAUAUUUGAUUAUGUCUGCAAUAUAUCAGCCUUGUUUUGAGAAAACUAGGCUUAAUGCAUGUCCGUAAAGUGUCGUCCCAGAUUAGCCUGUGCAGUCCGCACAGGCUAAUCAGGGAUGACACUUCGCCUUAACUUGUUUAUCGGUUAGGAGGGACUUCCUUGAAACUAAAAAUACCAUAAAAGCGGAAAGUGUCGUCCCUGAUUAGCCUGUGCGGACUGCACAGCCUAAUCUGGGACGACACUUUACGCACAAGCAUUAUGCCCAGUUUUCUCGCGGCUCAUAUCAUGAAUGUUUUUAGUCAAAUCAGCUGCAUGUUAUAUACAUAGUUUAGAAUAUUUUUAUAUUCAGAUUUGUUGUAAAUUUGCAUGUACAUUUAUAAAAGUCUUUAAGAUUGUUACUCUUUUGAUCAUUCAUUGACUGUUAUCUUUUGUAUGAAUACAGUGAAGGUGAAUAAAGUGUGUUUUAGGUUUUUCUCCUACAGAAACCAAUUAUCUGUUAUAAUUAUAUAUUUAUAAAAAUGUUGAUGAUUGUUUUUAUUUUGAUUUUGCUAGUAUCCCAUUUAAAUUUGAGUAAUAUGUACCAAGUUUUUAUGUAAUUUUUAUGCCCCCCUUCGAAGAAGAGGGGGUAUAUUGUUUUGCACAUGACGGUAGGUUGGUAUGUCGGUAGGUCAGUCCGUCCACCAGAUGGUUUCUGGAUGAUAACUCAAGAAUGCUUAGGCCUAGGAUCAUGCAACUUCAUAGGUACAUUGCUGGCAGAUGACCCCUAUUGAUUUUGAGGUCACUAGGUCAAAGGUCAAGGUCACAGUGACUCGAAAUAGUAAAAUGGUUUCCGGAUGAUAACUCAAGAACGCUUACGCCUAGGAUCAUGAAACUUCAUAGGUACAUUGAUCAUGACUCGCAGAUGACCCCUAUUGAUUUUCAGGUCACUAGGUCAAAGGUCAAGGUGACUCGACACAGUGAAAUGGUUUCUGGAUGAUAACUCAAGAAAGCUUAUGCCUAGGAUCAUCAAACUUCAUAGGUACAUUGAUCAUGACUGGCAGGUGACCCCUAUCAAUUCUCAGGUCACAAGGUCAAAGGUCAAGGUCACAGUGCCAAAUAACGUAUUCACACAAUGGCUGCCACUACAACUGACAGCCCAUAUGGGGGCAUGCAUGUUUUACAAACAGCCCUUGUUAAAAAAGUAUUUAAAUUAUGUUUUCUUAUGGUAUUUUAAAAGAGUACCAUUUCCUUAGAUAAUAUGCAUCCAUCCAUAUAAGAUGAUGUGCCAAACAGAAUUGACAAACACCGACACCAUCAAGUAAUGAUAUACCUGUGCAUGCUUAAUCUCUGAAAGCUCGGCAAGUGCAUUUUUGCUGUCUGUAUAUCUCAGAUAUAAUCUGUCAUAUUGUACAUAACUUAUAGAUUUAAUCUAAAAUGAUCCCUAUCUUGCAAAACUGGUUCUAAUGCCAUAUGUGGCCAGUCUGGUGAGGAGCUAUGAUGUCCGCUAUUAACCCUUUCAGCGCUGGAACCGGAUUUUGAAGACCUUUGCAAACAGCUUGGAUCCAGAUGAGACGCCACAAAGCGUGGCGUCUCAUCAGGAUCGAAACUGUUUGCUAUCCUGAUAGUGGUCUUAGAAAAAAAAUCGAAGAAAAUGCUAAUUUAAGAAAAUCAGCAGACAACAUUUUAGCAGACAACAAAUUUCCCAGCAUGCAAAGGGUUAAGUAAUGCAAGGUUUUGUGCUGUCAUUAGCAGACAGGGUAGCCCUGACCAGAGUUCACAAUUGAGCAUGCUGGUCUGGAGCUUUGCUGCCCCGAUAUGGCAUAAGAACCAUUUUUGCAUGAUGUUGUUCGAACUUAAGCAUAAUGAGAGGAUUGUCUGUCUUCAUUUGAGAACAAAAUGAAAGUGUAAAUAAAUUAGCUGGCUAAAUAAGAUAUGAACAAAUGAUGAUUCUAUAUGAUAAAAAUGCGAGUAAGACCAAAAUGAAUUGUUAAACACGGCUGACUUAAUAAUUAUAGUUAAAUGUAAUUGAUACAAACAAUACUGGGUGUUACAAUUUGACCUAGAAAUACAUAUAUAAUGAACAGUUUUUUCAGCCUAUUAUUCAUUGCCAAAUACGAUAUUUAUUUUAAUGCUAAAUUUUUGUUUACAUAAUAGUUAUAAACAUAAAAUACAUUGAAUUUAUAUUUGCAUGUAUUGUCAGUUUCAUGAGCUCACAAAAACACAAAGUGAUCAUGGUGAGCUAUUGUGGUGGUCACCCUUUGUCCACCAUCAUGUAUCAGGUGUCAUCAACUUUAACCCUUUCCCGAUCAAAGGCAAAGUGAAGAUGGCUGUAUGCAAAAAGCAUCAAACCAGAACAGCCUGCGAGUAACUCGCAGUCUGUUCAGGUUUUAUGCUGUUUGCUGCUCAUCAGUAUCUAAGGGUUGGUAAUGAAGCCUUUAAAACUUGAAUCUAGUAAGAAAGGUCUUUUAUUAAAUAUUCAUUUUAAGGGACUACAAACACAUCAAAAUAAGUAUCUAAGUGGUAAACUGUUAAGCUUUUCUUCACUCUAGAGAGGGCAUUCUUCAUCCAAUCUUUUCUUCACUCUAGAGAGGGCAUUCUUCACUCUAGAGAGCGCAUUCUUCACUCUAGAGAGGGCAUUCUUCAUCCAAUCUUUUCUUCACUCUAGAGAGGGCAUUCACUCUAGAGAGGGCAUUUUUCAUCCAAUCUUUUCUUCACUCUAGAGAGCGCAUUCUUCAUCCAAUCUUUUCUUCACUCUAGAGAGCGCAUUCUUCACUCUAGAGAGUGCAUUCUUCAUCCAAUCUUUUAUUCACUCUAGAGAGCGCAUUCUUCAUCCAAUCUUUUCUUCACUCUAGAGGGCGCAUUCUUCAUCCAUUCUUGAUGAAACUCGGUCAAAAUGAAUAUUUUAACAAUAUAGGCUCAGUUUGAAUCUGGGUCACAAGCUUCCAAUAACUAGGUCAACAGGUCAAUUUUGUGAACUCAGGUGAGUUCUUAAGGGCCAUUGUAGUGGCAACACUGUACUAAUAAUGAAGUGAUUUUUUAAAUUAAAUGUUUUGUCUUUUACAUGAAAAGGUCUUUAAAUGUUUUCAUAUUUAUUUUACUAUCAAAGAAACUAUGUAUGGGACUUGUUGUAUAGACUCAAGUAUAUUUUAGGAUUGAGAUCUUAUGUGCCGUAAUAGUAAAAAUAGGAGUUAAACUCAACAUGUUACUCUUCAAUUAUAUACAAGGUUGUGAAUAGUUUUAACAUAAGUUUUAAUUAAUACAGUAUUAUACAAAUUUGUAUGUUGUCAGUUUGUAGUAAUUGUUCCUUGCCUGAAACAUAUCCUCUAGUAAACAUUCCACAUUUUUUUCAGGUUCUUGUAAUGUAUUUGAAGUGCUAUUGACAUAUCAUUUCAAUAUUAACAUAUCCUUGAUUGUUGGUUUCUGCUAUAUUUCAUGGUGCACACUUUUGUUGGGAAACAACAAUAUUUCUUAUUUAGGGAAAAAUAUUGUAAGAAACUUAAUUAAGAAAAGUAAACCCCCUCUUAAGGCCUUAUGACAUAAUUGUGACCAUUUUGGCAGCCCAAAAUUGUAUAUAAGCUGUAUUGUGCGAAAAUGGGUCUAAUGCAAUAUGAGUUAAGAUUAGCUUUAGAUCAGCCUGUGUAUUCCCACAGUCUAAUCAGGAGCUUCUCCGUUGGCCAUAAAGAUAUGCAAUUCUGUGGUCUCAUUAGUGUACAGCAUAGCUUCUGAGCUAAAUUUUGCCGCAUAUGACAGAAGACCCAUCUUUGUAUGAGGCUGCACAUAAUUAUGACCAAACCUUAAGCCCCAAAUUGUAUAUGGACCACAGCCUAACACAUUGUUUAAAGCUACAAAGUUUAGACUAAACUAAACUUGUCACAAGAUCACUUUUAUGAAACAUGCACACACACAAUUUUACUGUCUUUAGAACAUGUUUUAGUUACCAUAAUGUUUCAACAUGCUGUGUAAUGCAUGUGUUCCUUUUUGUGUACAAAUUAUUAUUUUUUAUUUUGUAGUUAGCGAGAAGUUGUGGGAACAGUCUGUGAUGUGAUCAUGAUAAUUAAAUGUAUUUCACCUUCUCAAAUGUAUAUUUUGAAAAUAAAAUGCAUCCAUAAUACACCAUAUUAGAUUUUUUACAUGUAGAUCAUGUCUUUGUCAUAUUAAUCGAAUAAAACCUUAUUUGAGCAGGAA